Messenger RNA from Venturia canescens, 1727 nucleotides. RefSeq lists its product as uncharacterized. NCBI's taxonomy places the organism in Eukaryota, Metazoa, Arthropoda, Insecta, Hymenoptera, Ichneumonidae. The record is from RefSeq and is a predicted model, not a curated record. Bases 388 to 1374 code for a protein of 328 amino acids. The transcript is spliced from 5 exons.
GAACUUUGUUGAUAAACUUUGUACCGUCGGAGCAGAUGGAAAUUUCAAAUUAUAUAUUUUUAGCGGUUUUCAUAAAAUUAUUUACCCUAAUUAUGUUAAAGUUUAAAAACGGAUGUUACUCUUGAGUGUAUUAUAUUUAUUAUAUUUAAAACCUCCCAUUAGGGCCUUUUCGUUCAAUUAGGACACCGCGCGAACACUGUAUUUCAUAAUUUACAAAGAUCAGUCAAUUUUUAAGGUUAUGUGUUAUGUAUUCUAUCUGCCUGACAAGUGAUCGUAAAACGUAAACAAUUUUUUUUACUUUAAAAUACAGGCAUAAAUAACAGAUUAGUGGAGAUGAGUAUUUAUUUUGAGAAUCCAAGAAAAGCUUCUCCAAAAUUCUAAUAAUAAAUGCAUAUUUUUUUUCAAUUUAAAUUUAUUCACGUGUUUACAGCGACGGUCGUAAUGGAUAAUGUGGAAGUAGUUUUAGAUGAAUUGUACGAUAAACUUUUACAAAUUAAAUAUCCUGGUGUUGCAAAGGCGACUCGUAAUGAUAUGCAAGACAUAGUUCUUGCGUGUGAAAACCGAGUAUUUCUUUUAUCUUGGCUCUUUGGAAAAGUUUCCGAUGUCAAUGGUAAAGAAUUUACAGACAAACCUAAUGAAUCCACAGUUGUUCAAUGGUAUUCGGAAAUGGGUAUUUCUGAUGACCCUGAAGUUCUUAUGGGAAGAGUUCCAAUAAAAAACCAAAUAUUUACUCUGAAAAGAUUAUUGCUAUUUAUAAACAGUGUUUGUCUGGUUGAUCAGCCGUGUAACAAUGGCCAAGUUGAUGUUCUGGAUUUGUACAAAAAAUGCAGUGAAAAUUUCAAUGCUGUACUAUCAACUUCACAGUUGACUCAAAAACUGUCUUACAACGGAGCACUUCAAGUUCUGGAACACUGCAGAGAUCGAUUAAAUAAAACAACUGUUAACAAUCAGAAAUCCUAUGAAAACCAAAAUGAUUUACUCGCUAAUGGGAUAAACCGAACAGUUGAUAAUCACGAUGACCAUGCAGAGCCCGAGAAUGAACUUUCCCAAUCGGAGUCAAAUCCAGACACCAGUAAUUGUUCAGACUUGAAAGAACGUAUUUCGAAAUUUUUGACAGCUUUUGAGAAUGCAUCUACUUGGUCAAAGCCUGAUAAUUGCGAGUCAAAAGCUGUUCCUUCAAAACCAAUGGAUCAUUGUAUCCAAAAUGUAUAUUCAAAUAUGACAACUCUCAAAGAGUCAUUCCAAUCGAAGGAUCAAAUUGCGAAUUGCGCCACGAUUGAACCACUGAAACGACAGGACAUGGCACUUGAUUGUACGAUCGAAAACAUCGUUAUUGCCAUCGAGGAGUACCACAGAUUACAAAAUAAUGAUUGAACUAGUGAACUUUUUUAAAAAUACGACUAAAAAUCUUGAUACUUUCGUAACCUUUCUAUACUUAGUUAUCUUGGAGUAUUUUUGCUCCAAUGACCGCAUUAACUAGUUUGAGAACCAGCGAGGUUCUACAAGAGGAUUUUUCUCUCAAGGAUUCAGAUCAUUUAUCGCUUUAAAACUAUAAAAGUUCAAGUAUGAAUGUACUCUUUGAACUAAAAAUUAACUGGUCUAAGAAUUUGAAAAACAAAAUUUAUGAAUAUAAAGUGAAACCAUAUCACCCUGAUAAAUUUGUUUUUUCCAAACAGGAAAGUUUUUAUUUUUUUUAAAUGUUCUUAAAUAAAUAAGCCAUAUACAGA